AUGGAGAGAAGCAAUCACACAGCGACGGAGUUCAUCCUGGUGGGUUUCGCCACAGACCCAACGAUGCAGCUGGUCCUGUUUGCGGUAUUCCUUGGUGUGUACUCUCUGACUGUGGUAGGAAAUACCACCCUCAUAGUGUUGAUCUGUAAUGACUCCCGGCUGCACACACCCAUGUAUUUUUUCAUUGGGAAUCUGUCUUUUCUGGAUCUCUGGUAUUCCUCUGUCUACACCCCAAAGAUCCUCAUGACCUGCAUCUCUGAAGACAAAAGCAUCUCCUUUGCUGGCUGUGUAUGUCAGUUCUUCUUCUCUGCUGGGCUGGCAUACAGUGAGUGUUACCUGUUGGCUGCCAUGGCUUAUGACCGCUACGCGGCCAUCUCAAAGCCAUUGCUUUAUUCUCAGGCUAUGUCUGUAAAGCUACGUGCAUUUUUGGUAGUAUCUUCAUACCUUGGUGGCUUUAUUAACUCUUCUAUUAUCACCAAAAGAACUUUUGCCUUGAACUUCUGUAGUGGCAAUGUCACUGAUGACUUUUUUUGUGAUUUGCUUCCCCUGGUGAAGUUGGCUUGUGGCAAAAAAGAUGGCUACCAGACUGUGCUUUACUUCCUUCUGGCCUCCAAUGUCAUCACCCCCACAGUGCUCAUCCUCGCUUCCUACCUGUUCAUCGUUGCCACCAUCUUGAGGAUCCGUUCCACCCAGGGCCGCCUCAAAGCUUGCUCCACCUGUUCCUCCCACCUGAUCUCUGUCACCUUGUACUAUGGCUCCAUUCUCUACAUCUAUUCUCGUCCCCAGUCUAGCUAUUCUUUGGACAGGGACAAAAUAGUUUCUACGUUUUACACUGUAGUAUUCCCCGUGUUGAACCCCAUGAUCUAUAGCCUGAGAAAUAAGGAUGUGAAAGAGGCUCUGGAUAAACUCAUUAAAUAAAUCAAGACUCUCUCGGAGGAGAUGCAAAGACAAUUGUUGAUCAGGUAUUAUAUUUCAAGAAGA
Messenger RNA from Panthera uncia (snow leopard), 981 nucleotides. Its product is annotated as olfactory receptor 9G1-like. Bases 1 to 918 code for a protein of 305 amino acids. The record is from RefSeq and is a predicted model, not a curated record. Lineage: Eukaryota; Metazoa; Chordata; Mammalia; Carnivora; Felidae. Gene Ontology annotation, cellular component: membrane. The transcript has a single exon. Gene Ontology annotation, biological process: G protein-coupled receptor signaling pathway; sensory perception of smell. Gene Ontology annotation, molecular function: odorant binding; olfactory receptor activity; G protein-coupled receptor activity.